AUGGGUAAUGCGCGAAGAUUGUUCGACAUUUGCGUUGCAGAAAUGAUUGGCACUGCGAUCUUAUGCGGAUUCGGACUUGCUAGUAUAGCCGUGAAUACGAUUGCCCCAGAAAGAGGGAGCUUUCUUCAAGUGCAUAUAUCUUGGGGAGUUGGCGCUAUGUUCGGGGUCUACUGUGCACGGCAUAAGAGUCCUGGGCACAUCAAUCCCUCCGUUACUUUCGCCAAGCUUUUAAGAAGAAAUAUUGAUGUCAUUGAUGGAAUAUUAAUGAUUAUAAGCCAAUGUAUUGGAGCUUUUCUUGCAGCAGCGCUUGUUUAUUGGGUUUAUAUGGAUAUCGACGUUAAUCUAAAUAAUGCGUCUAUCUUUGCAACUUAUCCGAGAAUGGGUGUGACUACGGGCCAGGCAAUGGUCAGUUCAAUAGUCGGUACCGCCUUUAUGAUUCUCUCCAUCAACGGAGUCGCCCAGUCAAAACCAGCACACAAGCCCGACCUCACGCUCCUCCCACUCUACACAGGAGUCGCUGUCAUGACCUACGGAAUAUGCUUCUCUCUGAAUACAGGUUAUGCAAUCAACCCUGCUCGUGAUAUCGGACCGAGGUUUUUCAUCUUUCUCGUCGGUUUCCCAGACAGUUUUGCGAGAGGAAACGACUUGAUUUCGUGGUAUUGGUGGAUUCCGAUUAUUAGUCCGCUUAUUGGCGCUAUUUUGGCGAAUUUCAUCUUUGAUAAUUUCAUCAAAGGUGAUUAUUGGAUUGAUCUUGGAACUUGCAAAAGCUGUUUGAGAAGAAACGAAAUCGAUGAUGUCAAAAACGACGAGAACAAAAAUACGACUGAGCUCUAG
Molecule: messenger RNA, 834 nt
Organism: Oikopleura dioica
Lineage: Eukaryota; Metazoa; Chordata; Appendicularia; Copelata; Oikopleuridae
Source: the annotation of a GenBank genome assembly